GCGGGGCGGUCCCUGUCUCUCGGCGCUCUGGGCAGGACGCGCCGCCGCCUCCCGCCGCGGGGAUGAGCGCCUCGGCCGCCACCGGCGUCUUCGUCCUGUCCCUCACCGCCAUCCCCGUCACGUACCUCUUCAACUGCCUGGCGGCCACCGGCAGUUCCUGGGUAAUCGUUACAGUUGGAUUGCUGGUUCUGGUUUUUAUUGCUUUGUUGGCUCGUGUUCUUGUCAAGAGAAAACCUCCUAAAGACCCGCUGUUUUAUGUUUAUGCUGUAUUUGCCUUUACCAGCGUAGUGAAUCUAAUCAUUGGAUUGGAACAAGAUGGAAUUAUUGAUGGAUUCAUGACUCAUUACUUGAGAGAGGGGGAGCCAUAUCUGAACACUGCGUACGGCCACGUGAUCUGCUAUUGGGAUGGCUCCGUUCAUUACCUGAUGUAUCUGUUGAUGGUGGCAGCUAUUGCAUGGGAACAAAGCUACAGAACCAUUGGCCUCUAUUGGCUGGGUUCCAUUGUCAUGAGCAUCAUUGUCUUUAUGCCUGGAAACAUUGUGGGCAAAUACGGAACAAAAGUGUUUCCUGCCUUUUUCUUAAGUGUACCAUAUAUUUGCCUUCCCAUAUGGGCCGGGUUCCGAAUUUAUAACCAGCCUUCAGUGACUCAUGACACUCCAGUAAAGGUGGUUCAGGAAGUCCAGAAGAAAGGACUCUUAAGACGACCAAUAGAUUUAAUGUUAGCUGCAUACCUCAUUCUAGCAACGGGGUUUUGCAUAUUUAGGGGUAUGAUUGCUCUGGACUGCCCUGCUGAACUCUGCCGGCUAUAUAUUCAACUUCACGAGCCUUAUAUAAAAGAUCCUGCUGCCUAUCCUAAGCUUCAGAUGCUGGCAUACAUGUUCUACUCUGUGCCGUACUAUGUGAUUGCUCUGUAUGGCCUGCUGGUGCCUGGUUGUUCCUGGAUGCCCGAUUUAACCAUCAUACAUGCUGGAGGACUAGCUCAGGCUCAAUUUUCCCAUAUUGGUGCUUCUCUUCAUGCUCGAACUCCUUACAUCUACAGAGUCCCUGAAGAAGCCAAACAGUUUUUUCUGAUAUUGAACAUAAUGUAUGGGAUUCUUCCCCAGCUGUUGGCUUACAGGUGUGUCAACAAGCCCGAGUUUUUUAUGAAAACAAAACAAGAAGAAAAAACGGAAUAGCACAACUGUUCAGCUCCUCCUUUUGGCAAUGUACAUCACUGGGUUGGGAUGUAACUGAACUGCUCAAAUGGAACCCAAACGAAGCGUGUCAGAUAUGUAAAACUGGACAAUCGCGUGAAGUUGCACAGUCUGUUCUGUUUGUCCUACUCAAAAAAGGGAAAAUAAAGACGACUGCCUUCAGUACCGCUUCUCAACAUUUUGACUUUGUGCUGCAGUGGAGUUGCUGGUUCACGUAGCUAUUUUUAAGUAAGCUGCUUUGACAGUUUUAGAAAUACUGCAUGAAGUUAAAUAAUAAUAAUGAUGUCAGUGUUUAGCCUCCACACACUGAGGAAUAGCAGUGCUGGCAAUCCCUGUCCAGAGCUACUGCAGAACGUGAAGGUCAACAUUUUGAAGUGUCGAAAAUUAACAUACGUAACUCUGUCACAUGCACAUCUUUUAUUUGUCAAAAAGUACGUCUUGUGGGUCAGCCUCGUUAAAAAUCCCAAGAAAUCUUUUAAGAAGCAAUCAACUGUUAUGGUAAGACUCCUUAUACGAUAAGCAAAUCAUAUAGGUUUGUUAAUUCUGCUCAUCUCCUUCAAGUUAAGCAUGUGCUUACAAGGGCUUGUGAAGGGGGCAGGGGUUUUACCUCGAUCGAUCAGGCCUUACACCGCUGCCUGCAUUUUCAGAGAGGAGUGGGUUUUGGCCGUGUUCUUCUGCGCAGCUACUUUUGCUAAUUCUGUUUGGUCAUAAGCAAGUAGCAGAAAAUACUGCAACCUUAGUUUGUGUAAUUUAGGCUUCUGUUUGCAGUUACAACUAUUUCUAUGACUUCUAUGUGUAUUUGUACCAAAAGCAGUACAUUUAGUGCCUUUCUCACAGAUGCAUUAGCUGAUAUAUUUGAACCGGCAACACUUUGUUUUGGGAUGUUGACUUCUGGGUGUUUGGGUUUAGGGAAUUUUCAUGGUCUUUUUAAACCUAAUCGAUAAUAAGAAAGCAUCAACUCAUGCGCAUGCGUGUUGCACCCUGCACAAGGGGACUUGCAGAGCAGCAAGAAAUUCAUGCUUUACCACUCUCCCGUUGAACACUGAGGUGUAGGACCCACGGUUUUAUACCUCCAGCCAAAGGGGCACCUCCAAAAUGAACCCAGCGCAUCUCAGUCAAUGCUUCUUGGCAAAAAGGACCUUAGCAAUGACUUCCUCCAGCACCCGGCCUCCCUGGCAUGGGCUCCUUCCAUGUGCACUGGAAUCUGGGAUAGCUCCAUCCCAGUGCGUCCUCCCGAGAAAACAAUCCCAGAGCUGUUGGGCUGUAAUAGGACAUUGCUGUCUCAGAAACCAAUACUUGAGCCUCCAACGUUACUUCUAAUGUUUUUAAAGAAACUUUGAAUACAUUCAAGGUGAAUUUAAUAACCUCCUGUUAUCCAGAAAAGGCAAAGUACAGAAAAAAUAAAGAUCUCACCUGCACUUGUAUCUAUUAUGGUCAACUCAUGUUAACAGAAUGUUUUGCUUUAAUACUUGACUUACAUUAAUACCUCACAUUAUUACACGUAUGAAGCCAAAUAUGACGCUAACUUAGUUGCUUACAACCUCAAACCUUACUCCCAAUACACAUUCCAAUAAAUUUAUUCUGUAAAAACAAUACAUUUUUUUGUUUUCUUUUUGUUUUGUUUUUUGUUUUUUUGUCGUGGGUUUUUUUUUAGUUUUUUACAGUAAACUCGUCAACUACAAACCUUGAAUACGCAAAAGAUGUUCCAAGGACAAGCAUAACAAGGAUUGAUAAAACCAGACUAAAUAUGUUUUCACAAUAAAAGCUGGCAUAAAAAUAAAUAAAAAUCUCUAUUAUCACAAUAGCAACAAUAAUGUACACAGAAUAAUGGAUUUGGAAUGCUUACUUACUAGUCUAGUUCUAUUUCCAAAAGGAAAAAAAAGCCAGAAUGACAGCAUCCUUUUUUAAGCCUUUCAUUAUUUAAAAUUGAUGUUUUCUUUUGGUUUCCCAUAGGGUUCUAUAUCACAGUAAGCUUAAAAAUGGAAAGCAUCCAAAUGAAUGACUUCAAAUUGUGUUGGCAUUGGAAAAAAUCCUUGUAUUAAUCUAAAGAAACACAAAAAGACUUUCACUAACUCCACAUAUAGGAACUAAGUCAGAUAGUGUACAUUACAUCAUGAUUUUGAGAAGUAGUAAGAGUAUAACUAGCUAGGUACUUCUAAUAAGGAAAGGUAUUUUAUUACAUUAUUGAACUUGGCGGUGAUCUCAACUGAAGAGUUUUUCCUUUAUGUUGUAAACUGAUAAGAAAUCAAUAAAGUAUGGAUAUAGGGAAAUUUAAAAUCAUGUUUGUAGGUGAAGAUAUUGUACUCUCAUAUGAAGGGGACUAAGUGCUAAGAUUUACUUGUUUUUUUAAAAAAAUGCUGAUUUAGAAUGCUAUUAUUUGGAGUUACACCUUUUCUAUCUAGAAAAGGAAUCUAAAACAUGUUCAAGUAUGCGAUAUCUUCAUAAACCUCAGCCACUGUAAAGGGCAACUUCAUGCAACCAAAUAAUAUGAAAAUCAAAACGUAACCCUUAGAAAAAAGGGUGAAAUGUCAUUUCUGCAAACACAACAGAUAGGAAUGUGAACAAUGUGCAUACAAACUGGGAUGCUGUUGAUGAUACUAAUGAACAGAUGUGGUGACUCAUAUCAAAUCCAAGAAUAUUAGACAACCAAACAUGUAACC
Molecule: messenger RNA, 3853 nt
Organism: Cuculus canorus (common cuckoo)
Lineage: Eukaryota; Metazoa; Chordata; Aves; Cuculiformes; Cuculidae
Gene: TM6SF1
Product: transmembrane 6 superfamily member 1
Exons: 10
Coding region: 63-1175 (370 amino acids)
Cellular component (GO): lysosomal membrane
Source: RefSeq, a predicted model, not a curated record